This is a messenger RNA of Leptinotarsa decemlineata (Colorado potato beetle), 4481 nucleotides long. RefSeq names its product Cullin-associated and neddylation-dissociated 1 (gene Cand1). Lineage: Eukaryota; Metazoa; Arthropoda; Insecta; Coleoptera; Chrysomelidae. The record is from RefSeq and is a predicted model, not a curated record.
UGGUCACUUUUUACUAAUGUUUCGGAACAUGUUAUAAUAAAUACAUAAAUCGGUAAUCGGUCGCCUAUUGCAGGUUGCAUAUGUUGCACGUGAAAUCAUCUCUGUGGAAUUUAUUUCAGUCAAGCUUAAGCAAUGCAAAUUAACAACACUGCCUCUUAAGAAAAAAUAUUGAAAAGUAAAUGCAAAUAGUGGACUUCUAUGAGUAACCUAAGACCAUAACGCUUUGCCUUCAUAUUUAAAUAAUGAACUUUCGAAGAGAAAUGUUGUGAAUUGUUGUAAAAUAGUGUGCUAUGUAAUGUCUUCAUUUUUUCCAUUAACCUCAAAGUUGAUAUGAUGGUGACGGAUAUAUAAAUAAUUUUUAUUUCAAAUAUUUCUUCAGACAAAAUUAAUUCAAAACCAGAAGGUAUUUCUAUAAACAACAAUGGCGAGUGUUUCAUAUCAAAUUGCAAAUUUGCUUGAGAAGAUGACUUCUUCAGAUAAAGAUUUCAGAUUCAUGGCAACUAAUGAUCUGAUGACUGAAUUGCAGAAAGAUAGUAUAAAACUUGAUGAUGAUUCUGAGAGAAAAGUAGUCAGAAUGCUCUUGAAACUCCUUGAAGACAAAAAUGGCGAAGUUCAGAACCUGGCAGUAAAAUGUUUGGGUCCUCUUGUGAACAAAGUCAAAGAAUAUCAAGUUGAAACAAUUGUUGAAUCGCUUUGCACAAACAUGGUUUCAGAUAAAGAGCAGUUGCGGGAUAUUUCUAGUAUUGGACUGAAAACUGUCAUUGCAGAGCUUCCACAAGCUCCAGGAGGUUUGUCUGGCAAUAUUUGUAAACGAAUUACAGGGCGAUUAACAACGGCAGUGGAAAGGCAAGAAGAUGUGUCCGUGCAGCUAGAGGCUUUAGAUAUCAUAACAGAUUUAUUACUAAGAUUUGGACCUGUUCUACAAGCUUUUCAUGUCUCAAUAUUAGCAGCUUUGCUGCCUCAGUUAUGUUCACAACGGCAAGCUGUAAGAAAGCGAACUAUAAGUGCUUGCAGUAAUUUAGUACUGUCCUGUAACAACUCUCUCUAUACAAAACUGAUUGAUCACUUAUAUAAUGGCCUUUGUUCUGAUAAAAAUAACUCUCAGAUAAGGACUUACGUACAGUGUGUGGCUGCAGUUUGUCGACAAUCGGGACACAAAUUUGGAGAACAUAUUGAAAAAUUUGUUCCAUUAAUAUUACAAUGUAGCGAGGUUGAUGAUGAUGAACUACGGGAAUUUUGUUUACAAGCUUUUGAGAGUUUUAUCAAUCGUUGUCCCAAGGAAAUCACUAAAAAUAUCCCUUCGAUCACUGAUUUAUGCCUUAAAUACAUGGUUUAUGAUCCUAACUACAACUAUGAUGAGGAUGAGACUGGUACGGGACAUAAUGAUCCAUAUGAUGAUGAUGAAGAUGAUGAGGAGAAUGAUGAGUAUAGUGAUGAUGAUGAUAUGAGUUGGAAAGUAAGAAGAUCUGCUGCCAAAUGUCUUGAAGCCAUUAUAUCGACAAGACAUGAAUUACUUCCAGAAUUUCAUAAAGUUUUGUCACCUGCUCUGAUCGCAAGAUUCAAAGAACGAGAAGAAAAUGUCAAGUCGGACAUUUUCCAUGCUUAUAUCGCUUUACUCAGGCAAACUAGAGCUACAGUGAAUGUAAACAUGGAUCCCAAUGCCAUGGUAAUGGAUGAUGAGGAAGAAACCCCGAUGUCUCUGCUUCAGCAACAAAUCGAUCUUCUGAUCAAAGGUGUACAAGGUCAAAUGCGAGAAAAAAGCAUGAAAACCAGACAAGACUGCUUCCAGUUACUAAAAGAAGUAUGUUCGGUCUUGCCAGGAGCUCUUGGGACCCACAUCGGCGACCUAAUACCAGGAAUACUGUAUUCAUUGGGCGAGAAGAAUGCCAGUAGCAAUAUGAAGAUCGAUGCAUUGUCUUUCAUUUAUUGCUUGUUGACUAGCCAUCAGCCACAAGUUUUCCAUCCCCAUAUCAACGUUUUGUUACCCCCCGUAAUCAGCGCAGUGGGGGAUAACUUUUACAAAAUCACAGCUGAGGCAUUGAACGUUCUUCAGGAGCUUGUUAAAGUAAUCAGACCUCUAAACGUGAACUCCGGAUUCGAAUUCACUCCUUUUAUCAAAUCAAUCUACACUUGCACUCUUUUGAGAUUGAGAACGGCUGACAUUGAUCAGGAAGUGAAAGAAAAGGCCAUCUCUACAAUGGGGCAGGUUAUCUGUAACCUAGGCGAUCAUCUUAAAAGUGAGCUACCUUUUUGCUUACCUCUAUUUUUGGAUAGACUCAAGAAUGAGAUUACGAGACUUACCACUGUCAAAGCUCUUACAAAAAUCGCUGGAUCACCCUUAGGUAUUGCCUUACCGAUUCUUCCUGAAGCAGUACCCACUCUGGCAUUAUUUCUCAGGAAAAACCAACGAGCUCUCAAGUUGAGCACACUGCAGUUAUUGGAUUGUUUAAUCAAAAACUACCAUUCAGAUAUGGACGAAACAUUCAUCUUUCCUAUUUUAAUAGAAAUUCCACCCCUACUUGAUGAAUCGGAUCUUCACAUUGCCCAGUGGACUCUUAUUAUUCUCAAAUCUAUUGCUACCUAUCAUCCUGUGGCUUUACGGGACAUAAAUAACCUUAUAAUGCCGCAUGUUCUUCUACUAGUCAAAUCUCCACUGUUACAAGGCACAGCUUUACAGUCAAUGUUGGAUUUCUUCAAAUCAUUAGUUAAAUGCAAUCUACCAGGGCUGAAUUAUGAUGCUCUCUUACGAAUGCUCCUUAUACCAAUAUCUCAACUCAACACCAAACAUUCGUCUACGUUGCACAAGCAGGCCUUCUAUUCUCUAGCAAAAUGUGUGGCUGCAAUAACUGUCACUUGCCAUUCUCAUGCUUUGCCGGUUGUGCCACAGUUCAUUAACGAAAUAGAGACUGCAUCGAAUGACUCCCAACAGAUGUUCGCACUUCUAGUUGUGGGAGAAAUAGGAAGAGAAAUAGAUUUGAAUACAAUAUCAAAUUUGAAGCAGGUGAUACUGCAUUCAUUUUCGGCUGUGUCAGAAGAAGUUAAAUCUGCUGCAAGUUAUGCCCUAGGUAGUAUUUGUAUUGGCAAUCUUCAACAAUAUUUACCUUUCAUCCUGAAAGAAAGUCAGGAUCAACCUAAACGGCAAUACCUUCUUUUACAUUCUUUGAAAGAAGUUAUAACAUGCUUAUCACAAACCCCGGCAGGUAUUCAGCAACUUCUUCCAUUCGUACCAGAGAUAUGGCAGCAGUUGUACCGACAUUGUGAAUGCACCGAAGAAGGUACAAGAAAUGUAGUGGCAGAAUGUUUGGGUAAACUCACUCUAAUAGACCCAAGUAAUUUAUUACCCAAACUGAAGAGAUCUUUAAAUUCACCUUCUCCUCUUAUGAGAACUACGGUUGUGACUGCUGUCAAAUUCACUAUAUCAGAUCAACCUGCUGCAAUCGAUCUACUAUUAAGGCAAUGCAUUGGGGAAUUCUUGAAUACUCUGCAAGAUCCUGAUUUGAAUGUGAGAAGGGUGGCAUUAGUAGCAUUUAAUUCUGCAGCUCAUAAUAAACCAUCUUUAAUUAGGGACUUAUUGGGAACUACCCUACCACAACUUUAUGGGGAAACAAUAGUAAAGAGAGAUUUGAUUAGAGAAGUUGAGAUGGGACCUUUCAAACACACGGUGGAUGAUGGUUUGGAUAUCAGAAAGGCAGCAUACGAAUGCAUGUAUACUUUAUUGGAUUCCUGUUUGGACAAAGUCGAUAUAUUUGAAUUCAUCAACCAUGUAGAGACUGGCUUGAAGGAUCAUUAUGAUAUCAAAAUGCUUACCUACCUUAUGGUGGCCAGACUGUCACAGAUUUGUCCUGGAGCAGUGUUUCAAAUGUUGGAUAAACUGGUCGAACCUUUAAGAGCAACUUUAACUAUGAAAGUGAAAGCGAACUCUGUUAAACAAGAAUAUGAGAAACAAGAUGAGCUUAAGAGAUCUGCCAUGAGAGCAGUUGUGGCUCUCUUGGGUAUACCCGAUGCAGAUAAGAAUCCUCACCUCAACGAGUUCGUUAAUCAGAUUAAAAAUUCUGCAGAUUUAGCACCCAUUUUUGAAUCUGUUCAGAAAGAUUCGUCCAGUUCACAUACUGAUUGUCUUCUGAUGGAUCUGUGUUGAGCAUUUUGAAUUGAAUUUGAAGAUUAUAAAUUAAUUUACUUAAACAUUGGUAAGGUUGAAUUUUAUGAAUUGAAUAAGUUGAACAUUUAAUUGAAUUUGAAUAUUUUGCAUUGAAUUUGAAUAUUUUGCAUUGAAUAAUUUGAAUAUUGAAUUGAAUGUGAUGACAAAUUGAUUCAUUUGAACAUAGUAUUGAAUUUGUUAUGAAAUGUUUAAUGUAAAGGUCGAGUUGAUUUUAAACAUUUUCAAAAAAUUUCAACAUGAAUUGGACAAUUUAAUUUAUAGUAUAGAAACAUUCAUCAUUUUUCAAUUAGUUUAAAGUUUUAUUCAAUAAACCCAUUAUUUA